This is a messenger RNA of Polistes canadensis, 585 nucleotides long. RefSeq lists its product as uncharacterized. The transcript has 2 exons. Gene Ontology annotation, biological process: nucleosome assembly. The record is from RefSeq and is a predicted model, not a curated record. Gene Ontology annotation, molecular function: DNA binding. The coding region runs from base 1 to 585 and encodes 194 amino acids. Gene Ontology annotation, cellular component: nucleosome. Lineage: Eukaryota; Metazoa; Arthropoda; Insecta; Hymenoptera; Vespidae.
AUGGCGAAAAAAAGUAAAAGGUUUAACAAAAAGUUGAUGAGGAAGCAUGCUAAAAGAAAAUGGCAGAAACCAAUAAGAAUAGCUGCAUUGAUUAUAUCUGCAAUAAAAGAUCUUCGUGAAACUAAAGGAUCUACGAUCAAAAAAAUCAUUGAUUACAUUAAACGUAGUUCAAAUUUAUCCGAAAAAAAUGUUUCCAGACAGGUUAACGCAGCAUUAAAACGCGGAGUGGAAUAUGGAAUAAUACGAAAAUACAGGGGACAUUAUUUUUUACCAAUGGAAAACGAGGUGGAUCGUGCGAAUCGAAUAGCAGUUAGGUUCGCAAGACUACCAUCACCUAAAAGGGGAAGCAGAAAAUCGAAAAACGUUGCUAUUCGCAAAACGCAAACCACGAGGGAUCGGAAGAAAGCUAAGAAUAGAAGAAGAAGACGUAAAAAAGAACAAAAUCUCGCUAACAUAAGUGAAAAUAGCAUUGCCGUGAGCAAAAAACCAAGAAAGUCACGUUCCCUUCCAUUUUCAACUACGACUACGGCUAAUAUGAGUUUAGAGGAAAAAACUGAAACUGACGACAAUUCUUCUGCCGAAUAA